Messenger RNA from Tachyglossus aculeatus (Australian echidna), 12220 nucleotides. It is a transcript of the gene MAP1A, whose product is annotated as microtubule associated protein 1A. The transcript has 8 exons. Lineage: Eukaryota; Metazoa; Chordata; Mammalia; Monotremata; Tachyglossidae. The coding region runs from base 618 to 10982 and encodes 3454 amino acids. Gene Ontology annotation, molecular function: microtubule binding; actin binding. The record is from RefSeq and is a predicted model, not a curated record. Gene Ontology annotation, biological process: axonogenesis; dendrite development; microtubule cytoskeleton organization. Gene Ontology annotation, cellular component: cytosol; microtubule; synapse.
GCAGCCCCGGCGCGCGGCCGGUUCCGAGCCCGGGGGAGGCGGCCGCGCGCUGGGACCCGCGGAAGCACUCGCUCCUCAUCGUGAUCGGCGACAUCAGCACCGACGGCCAACUGCGGACCGUGCGGGGACACCUGGAGCAAGGGAUCCGCUCAUGGGACAUCGACCUGUCACUCUGCGACCUGAACCAGCAGCUGAAACUCUUCAUAACACGGCACCUCGCACACUUCUCCUCCGAGGUUAAAGGCCAGAGGACCCUCAGCCAUCACAGCGAGACCCUCGAGACUGUCAUCCUCGUGAACCCCGCCGCCAACAGCAUCAGCUCUGAGGUGCGGACUCUCCUAGCUGCCCCUUCGGCUCACAAGCUGCUGAUCCUGAGCGGGCAGGCCACCGAACCCACGGGAGACCUGGUUCUGCAGAGGGGCACCUUCUCCCCGCGCAGCUUCGCCCAGAUCCUGCUCGAGCCUGAGGUCUCCCAGCAUCUCCGCCCCGGCGAGCCUGGGAUCCAGGCCUCCCUGACCGUGUCCGCCCUCGGGGAGGGCGACUGGGGGCAGGGGGUGCCUCUGGGCCCCGGCCAGAGCCUGGUCCUGCGCCUGAACCCGGAGCCGGCGCUGCCCGCCAUGGACGGCGCGGCCGAGUUCGCCGAGUACGUCUCGGAGACGGUGGACGUGCCGUCGCCCUUCGACUUGCUGGAGCCUCCCGCGUCCGGCGGCUUCCUGAAGCUGUCCCGGCCGUGCUGCUACAUCUUCCCCGGCGGCCGAGGCGACUCGGCGCUCUUCGCCGUCAGCGGGUUCAACAUGCUGGUGGACGGCGGGUCGGAGCGGCGGGCCUGCUUCUGGAAGCUGGUGCGCCACCUGGACCGCAUCGACUCGCUGCUGCUGACCCACAUCGGCGCCGACAACCUGCCCGGCAUCAACGGGCUGCUCCAGCGCAAGGUGGCCGAGCUGGAGGAGGAGCCGCCAUCUCAGGGAUCCGGUGGGGGCGGGGGCGGGGGCGGUGGGGGCUACGGCGACUGGGUCCGCAACCUCAUCUCGCCCGAGCUGGGGGUCGUCUUUUUCAACGUGCCCGACCGCCUGCGCCUGCCCGACGCCACCCGCCGCGCCAAGCGCAGCCUGGAGGAGGCCAGCCUGGCCGUGCACUACCUGGACCGGCUGGGGAUCGUGCCCGAGCCCCUGGCCCGGCCGGCGGGCGGUGCCGCCCUGGAGCCGCUGACCCUGUUCCACAAGCUGGGCGUGGGCCGCCUCGACCUGUACGUGCUGAACCCCGUGCGGGACAGCAAGGAGAUGCAGUUCCUCAUGCAGCGCUGGGCGGGCAACAGCAAGGCCAAGACGGGCAUCGUGCUGGCCAGCGGCAAGGAGGGCGAGAUCUCUGUGCCCUAUCUGACCUCCAUCACGGCCCUGGUGGUCUGGCUGCCCGCCAGCCCGGCCGAGAGGAUCGUGCGCGUGCUCUUCCCCGGCAACGCCCCGCAGAGCAAGAUCCUGGAGGGAUUGGACCGGCUGCGCCACUUGGACUUCCUGCGCGCCCCGACGGCCACGCCCCGUGACCCCGCCGGUCCCGCCGCCGCCGCCGCCAAAGGGAAACAGAGGGCCGACAGCAAGGAGAGCCUCCGGGGCUCCGCUGCCACCGCCACCGGCACCAGGCCACCCCGGAAGGAGGAGGCGGCUGAGGAGGGCGCCAAGGAGGCCCGCUCUGAGCUGGCCAAGGCCGAGAAAGCCCGCACCGAGGUGGGCGAGGCCCCGCGGACCGAGAAGAGGCGGCCCGCGCGGGAGCGGGACAAAGGAGCCAAGAAGCAUGGGCGCGAGAAGGCCGUGCGGAUGGAUGAGAAGCGGGACAAGGAGAAGCGGGACAAGGAGAAGCGGGACCUGAAGAAGGAGCGCAAGGAGCGCAAGGACGAGGUGCGGCGUGGAGACGAGCGCAAGAAGGAGGUCAAGCCGGAGCCACGGCGGCCGCCUCGGCCCGACCUCAAGGCCUUCACCCCCGAGGUGCGCAAGACCCUGGUCAAGGCUAAGGCCCCCGGACGAGCCAAGCUAGACAAGCCCCGCGGCGCCCGGGGGGACAAGGAGCCGCCGCCACAGCCCCCUACGGCCCCGGUCCCUGCGGCGCCGGCCCCGGCCCCCCUGGAGGACCUGAGCCGAGACGUGGAGGAUCUGCGGCUGCAGCAGCUGACCGUCCCACCCGGCCCGGCCCCCGAGCCGUUAUCCUCUGGGGAGCAGCCCGAGGGGACGGACCGGGCCACCCCGAUGCUGCCCGUGGCCCCGACCGGGGAAGUCCCGGAGGAGGCCGGAGAGGACAGCGAGCCCGAGGCCUGCGAGGACGUGAUCGAGAAGGCUGAGGUGGAGGCCAUGGAGGAGCCGGAGCAGCGGCCGGAGCGGUCGCCGGAGCAGCCGCCGGAGCGGCCGCCGGAGGAGUCUCCCGAGGCCGUGGCACCCCUCCGGCCCCCCCGGCUAGACGUGCCACGACCCCCAUUGAGGGCUCGGGGCCCCGAGAGGGACGAGUCGCUGCUCAGCGGCCCAGCCGGCCCCGAGCACGUGUCCUACAUCCAGGACGAGACGAUCCCCGGCUACUCCGAGACCGAGCAGACCAUCUCGGAUGAGGAGAUCCACGACGAGCCCGACGCGGCCCCCCGCUUCCCCGUCGCUGCCCUCGAGCCCCCCGGUCCCACCCCAGCCCCCUACGCCCCGCACCUGGUGGCCGCCCCGCUGGCUGAGGAGGAGCACGUGUCGUCCACCACAUCCAUCACCGAGGGCGACAAGCUCUCCUCCUUUGCCACGUCGGUGGCCGAGGACCAAUCCGGGGCGUCGCUGACGGCUCCGCAGACGGAGGAGGCCGGCCGGGGGUCCCUGCCGCUGGACACGGGACCCAGCAUCCCCUCGUCCCGCACCGAGGCCACGCAGGGGCUGGACUACCUACCAUCUGCAGGCACCAUCUCGCCCACCUCCUCACUGGAGGAAGAUCGGGGCUUCAAGUCGCCGCCCUGUGAGGACUUUCUGGCACCGGGGGAGGCCGUGGGGAGGGUUCUGCCAGCAGCGGGGACCGUGGUGGCGGUGAUGGCUGAAGAGGAGGAGGAGGAGGAGGAGGAAGAGGAUGAGACCCCCAAUGUGGAGCAGCCGGUGAAGCUACGGGGUCCCCUCGGGCCCAAGCUGUUCUACCCCACGGAGACCCCGUCGCUGCCAUCGUCCUCACCCCCGGGGGAGGCUGGGGAGCUGGAGGAGCGCUGCCUCAGCCCCGACGACAGCACCGUCAAGAUGGCCUCGCCGCCUGCAUCGGGACCCCCCAGCGCGGGCCACACCCCCUCCCACCAGUCGCCCCUGGAGGAGAAGACCGAACCUCAGACCUUCGAGGCAGCCGUGUUGCAGGGAGGAGCCCAAGCCACACUGCCCGUGGGCCCCGUGGGCCUAGGUGGGAAGGGCCAGAAAGGGGCAGCAGAGUCAGGACCCCAGCAGGGAGAGCUUGAGGGCACUGCCUAUGUGGAGCCGGGGCCAGCCAGUGCCAAGUCUGUGGUGACUUUGGAACCCACAGGACCCACCAGACGCUCAGAGUCCCCAGAGCCCACAGCACCACCGAGGCCAACGAAGAUCUCAGAGCCCACAAAGAUCUCAGAAUCCAAGAAGCCCACGGAGGCCCCAGAGCCCACCGUUAUCUCUGAGCCCGCAGCACCCCUGGGACCAAUCAAGAUCUUUGAGCCCACAAAGAUUUCUGAGUCCGUGACACCGCUCGAGCCCAAAGAGAUUCUGGAGCCCACCAAAGUCUCAGAAUCUGAGAAGCCCACGGAGGUCCCAGAGCCCACCAAGAUCUUGAAGCCCAUAGCACCAGUGGAGUCGGUGGAGAUCUCAGAGCCCACAAAGAUCACAGACCACAUAAAGACCUCAGAGUUCAAAGCAUCACCGGAGCCGAUGAAGAUCUCAGAGCCCACUGUAUCACCAGAGCCAGCCAAGAUCUCAGCACCCACCUAUAUCACACCCACCGCACCCCCAGAGCCAGUGAGAAUCUCAGAGCCCAUAAUGAUCUCGGAGCCCACAAAGGUCUCAGGGUUCAAGAUACCCACGGAGGCGCUAGAGCCCACCAAGAUCUUGGAACCCAUAGCACCACCACUGCCAGCAAAGAUCUUGGAAUCCACAGCGAUCUCAGAACCCACGAUCUCAGAACCCCCAAGCUCACCAGAGCCCACGAAGGUCUUGGAGUCCACAACGAUCUCAGAACCCCCAGCCUCACCAGAGCCCACAAAGAUCUCGGAAUCCAUAGUGAUCUCAGAACCACCAGCCUCACCAGAGCCUACAAAGAUCUUGGAGUCCACAGCGAUCUCAGAACCCAAAGCCUCGCCAGAGCCCAUGAAGAUUUUGGAGUCCACAGUGAUCUCAGAACUCCCAGCCUCACCAGAGGCUACAAAGAUCUUGGAGUCCACAGCAAUCUCAGAACCCAAAGCCUCACCAGAGCCCACAAAGAACUUGGAGUCCACAGCGAUCUCAGAACCCCCAGCCUCACCAGAGCCCACAAAGAUCUUGGAGUCCACAGCGAUCUCAGAACCCAAAGCCUCACCAGAGCCCACAGAGAUCUUGGAGUCCACAGCGAUCUCAGAACCCACAGCCUCACCAGAGCCCACAAAGAUCUUGGAGUCCACAGCGAUCUCAGAACCCACAGCCUCACCAGAGCCCACAAAGAUCUUGGAGUCCACAGCAGUCUCAGAACCCAAAGCCUCAACAGAGCCCAGAAAGAUCUUGGAGUCCACAGCGAUCUCAGAACCCACAGCCUCACCAGAGCCCACAAAGGUCUUGGAAUCCACAGCAGUCUCAGAACCCACAGCCUCACCAGAGCCCACAAAGAUCUUGGAGUCGACAGCAAUCUCAGAACCCAAAGCCUCACCAGAACCCACAAAGAUCUUGGAGUCCACAGCCAUCCCAGAACCCAAAGCCUCACCAGAGCCCACAAAGAUCUUGGAGUCCACAGCGAUCUCAGAACCCCCAGCCUCACCAGAGCCCACAAAGAUCUUGGAGUCCACAGCGAUCUCAGAACCCAAAGCCUCACCAGAGCCCAGAAAGGUCUUGGAGUCCACAGCGAUCUCAGAACCCACAGCCUCACCAGAGCCCAGAAAGAUAUUGGAAUCCUUAGCAGUCUCAGAACCCAAAGCCUCACCAGAGCCCAGAAAGAUCUUGGAGUCCACAGCGAUCUCAGAACCCACAGCCUCACCAGAGCCCACAAAGAUCUUGGAGUCCACAGCAGUCUCAGAACCCACAGCCUCAACAGAGCCCAGAAAGAUCUUGGAGUCCACAGCGAUCUCAGAACCCCCAGCCUCACCAGAGCCCACAAAGAUCUUGGAGUCCACAGCGAUCUCAGAACCCAAAGCCUCACCAGAACCCACAAAGAUCUUGGAGUCCACAGCCAUCCCAGAACCCAAAGCCUCACCAGAGCCCACAAAGAUCUUGGAGUCCACGGCGAUCUCAGAACCCCCAGCCUCACCAGAGCCCACAAAGAUCUUGGAGUCCACAGCGAUCUCAGAACCCCUAGCCUCACCAGAGCCCACAAAGAUCUUGGGGCCCACCAAGAUUUUGGAGUCUAAGGCACCACUAGAGUCCACAAAGUUCUUGGAGUCCUCAGCACCAUCAGAGCCCAAAGAGGUCUUUGAGCCCAAGGCAUCAAUGCAGCCCACAGAAGUCUCUGAGCCUAUGGCACCACUAGAAUCCGCAAAGAUCUCGGAGCCCAAAGCAUCACCGGAGCCCACAAAGAUCCCUGAGCCCACAGCACCAUCAGAGCUCCCAAAGGUCUCUGAAACCACAGGACCAUCAGAACCCACAAAGAUCUCAGAGCCUGUCAAGAUCUCAGCGCCCACCAAGAUUUUAGAAACCCUACCACCGGACUCCACAGCACUACCUGAACCCACAAAGAUCUCAGCGCCCACCGAGAUUUUGAAAACCCCGGCACCGCCAGAGUCCCCAAAGUUCUCGGAGUCCACAGCACUACUAGAGCCGACAAAAAUCUCGGAGCCCACGGCACCACUAGAAUCCACAAAGCUCUCAGAGUCCCUGGCACCACCAGAGCCCACAAAGAUCUCAGAGCCUGUCAAGAUCUCAGCGCCCACCAAGAUUUUAGAAACCCCAGCACUGGAGUCCACAGCACUACCAGAGCCCACAAAGGUCUCUGAGCCCACGGCAUCACUAGAAUCCACCAAGUUCUCGGAGUCCUUGGCCACACCAGAGCCCACAAAGAUCCCUGAGCCCACAGCUCUACCAGAACCCAUAAAGAUCUCUGACCCCACGGCACCACCAGGGACCACAAAGAUCUCUGAGCCCCAUGCAUCAGCACUAGAGCCCACAAAAAUCUCGGAGCCCAAGGUACCACCAGAGCCCAAAACACCAUUAGAGCCCACAAAGAUCUCAGAGCUCACAGCACCACCAGAGCCCACAAAGAUCCCUCGGCCCACGUCACCACCAGAGUUCACAAAGAUCUCUGAGCCCAGUGCAUUAUCACCAGAACCCACUGAAAUCUCAGCGCCCAAGGCACCAGCAGGGCCCACGGCACCACCAGAGCCCACAAAGAUCUCAGAGCCCACAGCACCACAAGAGUCCACAAAGAUCUCUGAGCCCAAGGCACCACCAGAGCCCACAAAGAUCCCUCGGCCCACGUCACCACCAGAGUUCACAAAGAUCUCUGAGCCCAAAGCAUUAUCACCGGAACCCACUGAAAUCUCAGCGCCCAAGGCACCAGCGGGGCCCACGGCACCACCAGAGCCCACAAAGAUCUCAGAGCCCACAGCACCACAAGAGUCCACAAAGAUCUCUGAGCCCAAGGCACCACCAGAGCCCACAAAGAUCCCUCGGCCCACAUCACCACCAGAGCCCACAGAGAUUCCUCGGCCCACGUCACCACCAGAGUUCACAAAGAUCUCUGAGGCCAAAGCAUUAUCACCAGAACCCACUGAAAUCUCAGCACCCAAGGCACCAGCAGGGCCCACGGCACCACCAGAGCCCACAAAGAUCUCAGAGCCAAAGGCACCACCAGAGCCCACAAAGAUCUCAGAGCCCACGGCACCACCAAAGCCCACAAAGAUCUCAGAGCCCACAGCACCACCAGAGCCCACGGCUCCACAAGAGUCCACAAAGAUCUCUCAGCCCACGGCACCACCAGAGCCCACAAAGAUCUCAGAGCCAAAGGCACCACCAGAGCCCACAAAGAUCUCUCAGCCCACGGCACCACCAGAGCCCACAAAGAUCUCAGAGCCCACAGCAUCAUGGGAGCCCACAAUGAUCUCUAAAUCCACAGCACCACCAGAGCCUACAAAAAUCCCUGAGCCCACAGGACCGCCAGAGCCUACAAAAAUCCCUGCGCCCAAGGCACCGUCAGAGCCUACAAAGAUCCCCGAACCCAGAGCAUCACCAGAGCCCAGAGAGACCUUUGAGCCCUCGGCACCACCAGAGCCUACAAAGAUCCCUGAGCCCAGAGCAGCAUGGGAGCCCACAAUGAUCGCUAAGCCCACAGCACCACCGGAGCCCACAAAAGUCCCUGAGUCCACAGCACUGCCAGAGCCCCCCAAAAUCCCCGAGCCCAGAGCACCGCCAGAGCUGCAGAUCCUGAGUGCCAAGACCUUCCCCUCGGAGGAACCACCCCAGUCCCAGUGGGGCCUCUCCCCUCAGGUUCCGGGCGACGGGCGGCUCGGUGGAGAACCCCAACGCCUCUACUGCCCCACCGGGAUGUCCCUGGCCGCAGGCCCGAGCCCGUGGCCCGACCUCUCCCCGGCAGAUCCGCGGCUGCUGUCCUUCUCCGAAGACAGCCCGAGCCGAGAAACCUCACUGGACAUCUCCUCCCAGCAGCUGACUCCAGACAGCCUCAGUCCGCUCCAGGGUGGUGACCCCAGCCCCCCGGGGGGCCCCCAGGCCCAGGGCAGCCCCGAGAUGGGCCCGCCUGCCAUCACGGUGCCGCCAGGGGAGGUCGAGGUGGCCCUGGGGGGCGGCAGCCCAGGCCAGGCCGGGGCCUCCAAAGAGCCGGGCCCGGCGGGAGCCUCGGAGGUUUUCUGGCAGCGCCAGGCCACGGCCCUGGAGGAGGAUGCCUCCUGGAAGGAGCUGAGCUGCGAGCGGAAGGUCUGGUUUCCCCACGAGCGGGACGGGGCCCCCGACCUUGGGUCAAGGCCGCGCUACAGCGAGGAGCGGGAAAGCACGUUCCUGGACGAGGGUCCGGAGGAAGGGGAGAGCGAGCGGGGGGCGACCCCGACCCCCGACCCCGCGCCCUCGCCCUUCGAGAUCUUGUCCCCGCCAGGCUCACCGGCGAAGGCCCCGCUCCCGGAGCCCAGGCCCCGGCCGCCCGCCCGCAGGGAGCCCCCCUCGCCCUCCUGGCUGGCCGAGAUCCCUCCCUGGGUGCCCAGGGAGCGACCCCUCCCGCCGGCGCCCUCCUCCCCGGCGCCCCCCGCCCCGGGGCCGCCGCCCCCGACUCCGUUCCCGUGGAGCGUGGCCGACUACGACAGCGUGGUGGCCGCCGUGCAGGAAGGGGCGGCGGAGCUGGAGGGGGGGCCCUACUCUCCGCUGGGGAAGGACUACCGCAAGGCCGAGCGGGCCGAGGAGGGACCGGAGCGCUGCGCGGAGGCUCCCUCGAAGGCCGGGGAGCCGAAGGCCGGAGAGUCGAAGGCCGGGGAACCGAAGACCGGGGAACCAGAGUCGGUGAUGAGGGCGGCGGAGCCGGAGCCGGAGCCCAGGGAGCCCACCCCUUACCCGGACGACAGAGCCUUCCACUACGCCGACAUCUACGAGCAGGUCCUGCUGGCGCGGCCCGGCCCUGCCCGCCCCGCCCGGGAGCCGCCCCUCGGGGUCGCCGGGGUCACAGGGGUCACCGGGCUCGGGGCGCGGCCCCCUCCGGGAAUCUCCGCCAAAGAGGCGGCGGCCGGGCGGCAGACCCCGGCCGAGAAGGAGCUGUCGUCCCCGGCCUCCCCGAGGGACGGCCAGGCUGCCGCCUUCGACUACGCGGCCACCCCGGGGGGCCCGGGCCCGGAGGAGGAGGAGGAGGAGGAGGAGGAGGAGGCGUCGGAUGAGAGCGACUCGGAGCCGGAGAAGGGGGCGCGGGAGCCGCCGGAGAAGGCGCCCCCCGGCCGCGGCCCCGCCCGGCCCAGCCUGGAUUUCCCGGCGUCGGCCUUCGGCUUCUCCAGCCUGCGGCCGGCGGGCCCGGCGCCGCCGUCGCCGUUGGGGCCGCGCUCGGCGCCCUGCGGCUCCCUCGCCUUCUCCGGGGGCCGCGCCCUGGCCCUGGCCCUGGCCCCCGGCCCCGCGGCCCGCCCGCGCCCCGAGGACGGCCUGGAGGGGACCAAGUCCCCCAGCCUGGACUCGGCGCUGCCCCGCCCGCCCCGCCCCGGCUCUCCGGCCCCGUCCGACGACUCGUCGCCCGAGGCGACCACUCCAGUCCUGCGGGGCCGCGGCCCCUGGGCCCUGGGCCCGCCGGUGAGCUCCGGGCCCCCCGCCCCGGGCCCCGCCUCGCCGGGCCGCCGCACGGCCAAUGGCCCCGGCGACGCCAGCCGGGGCCCCCCGAGCCUCAGCCCCGCCGUCCGCCGCAGCCCUCCGAGCCCCGAGCUCCCCGGCCGCGGCAGUCCCCCGACCCACAGCCCCACUGGUCCCCGCAGCCCCCCGACCCCCAGUCCCCCCGGUCCCCGCAGCCCCCCGACCCCCAGUCCCUCCGGUCACGACAGCCCCCCGACCCGCAGCCCCCCGACCCACAGUCCCUCCGGUCACGACAGCCCCCCGACCCGCAGCCCCUCCGGCCACGACAGCCCCCCGACCCGCAGCCCCUCCGGCCACGACAGCCCCCCGACCCGCAGCCCCUCCGGCCACGACAGCCCCCCGACCCCCAGCCCCUCCGGCCACGACAGCCCCCCCGGGUCCGGCCGGCCGACCUCCCUGCUCCCCGCGGGCCCGCAGGGCUGGGCGGCCGAGCCCCGGGCCCCCCGCGGGGACCUGUCGCCGUCCUUCCUGAACCCGUCGCCGCCGCGGGGGCCCGACGACAGCGACGCGUCCGCCGACGAGGCGCGUCCGGCCGGGCGCGGGGGCCGGCGCCGGCCCGGGGGCUCCGGGGGCUCCGGGGGCUCCGGGGGCUCCGGGGGGUCGGCGCCCGCCGAGGAGACGCCCCCGACCUCGCCCAGCGACUCGGGCUCGUCGCAGUCGGACUCGGACGUGCCCCCGGAGACCGAGGAGUGUCCGUCCAUCACGGCCGAGGCGGCGCUCGACUCGGACUCGGACGCCGACUUCCUGCCGGUGGACAAGGCCGGCGGCGGCGGCGGCUGCUCUGGCGGCUCUGGCGGCUCUGGCGGGGGCCUCGGGGCGCGGGCCGGGCCCGACCCGCCCCCCGCCGCCGCCCCCGACCCCCGCCCCGCGCCGCCCCGCCCGGACGUCUGCAUGGCCGACCCCGAAGGACCGGCCGAGCCCGGCCGCGCCCAGCGGCUCCGGGACAGGGAGAAGAGCCGCCCCGGCCGCAGGGCCCCCGCCCGCCCCAAGCAGGCCUCUCCCGCCCGCCGUCUCGACCUGCGGACCAAGCGCUCGCCCACCCCCGCCAAAGCCCCCGCCGAGCGAGGCCCCCGGGCCCGGGCCCGACCCCCGACCGCCGCCGGGGACCACAAGGACGUCCACGGCCCCAAGGCCGGGCCAGGAGCCGCGGGGCCCAAGGGCGGCUCGGGCCCCCCGGUCUACGUGGACCUCGCCUACAUCCCCAACCACUGCAGCGGGAAGAACGCCGACCUCGACUUCUUCCGCCGCGUUCGCGCCUCCUACUACGUGGUCAGCGGCAACGACCCGGCCAACGGCGAGCCCAGCCGGGCCGUGCUGGACGCGCUGCUGGAGGGCAAAGCCCAGUGGGGCGAGAACCCCCAGGUAACUCUGAUCCCCACCCACGACACGGAAGUGACCCGCGAAUGGUACCAGCAGACGCACGAACAGCAGCAGCAGCUGAAUGUGCUGGUCCUGGCGAGCAGCAGUACCGUAGUCAUGCAAGAUGAGUCCUUCCCGGCCUGCAAGAUCGAGUUCUGAGGGCCCCAAGGCCCCGGCCCCCUGCCCACCCCCUGGCCCAGCCCCGCCCCGAGCUACUGACCCCGAGCCCUCCGGCGAAGGGGAGGGCGGGAGUCCCGGGGUCCCUGGGGGUGGGCCCUGCCCUCCUCAGGCCCCCCAAAAUGCAGUGUGCCCCCUUUCCCCAGCCUGGCCGGGGCCUGAGAACCAAAGGAUUUUUCCCGGGAAAGAAAGAGGAGAGGUCGGAGUGGGGCCCCACGACCACCUCCCAAUCUGCCAGAUUUCCCCUCUCCCCAAGGCGGUGCCCAGGUCCGUGGCAGGGCGGGAGAGGGGACGCGGCCGGCCAGACCCCUCCUCUCAGGGAGAGCCAGGCCCCCUUUCCCCAGGGCGCCCCAUUCCCAUUUCCCGGAUCUGUUCUGCCGCCGCCGCCCCUGCCCCCGCAAGAGGGUUUAGUGUAAUUUACCGUUGCCCGCGGUGGAGCGCUCGAUGCCCAGGGCUAUGUGCCUCCCGUUGCCCUCUUCCACCUGCCCCCUCCCACCGGGGUCCCGGCCUAGGUUGAGUCGAGCCCCACUCUGUGCUGCACUGCCUUCCCCCAGCCCAUCCCUUACAUCUGAAUGUCUCCAAAGCCAAAACUUGAAGCCCCUCCGAGGGUUGGGGGUGGGGUGCUCCCUCCUCCUCUUCCUUCUUCUCCUCCUCCUCCUCCUCCUCCACACUUAUCCUGCAGUUUCCAGCUCAGGCCUGAUGGGAAGGUUGUGGAGGGUGGCUAGAGCUGACCCCAGACUCCCUCUCCCGCCUUCUCGCACCCCCCUGCCAAAACACAUACACACACACACACAACCAACACACUCACACAGAGCACCCACUGCUUGUCUUCUCUGCAUGCGGCCGACCACCCUGACCUGGUUUGCACAGGACUGGGGCCAGCCCCAGCCUGACCCCAGCCCUAGCUGACCCCCGGCAGGGCUCGAUCCCGUCCCCCUCCAGGCAAGAGGACGAAGAGGAGGAGGAGCUGUAUGGACGAACUAUCCCGAGGGGGUGAGGGACUGAGUUGCGGGGUUCGGAAAGGGGCCUGCCCCAUCUCAGAGAGGCCGGCACUCCGGACCUGACCAGCCGCUUGGUCUGUCUGCUCAGUCGAACGAGGGAAAGCCGAAGGGAUCCCCCUUUUCUCUUGCCUCCUCCCUGGGGCUUGCCCCGCUCCUAUCCGCCUCCAGCUGCUGUAAAAGGAGCCGCCUUCGACACUCCAAUAAACCACGUGCAUCGCC